Molecule: messenger RNA, 1355 nt
Organism: Aedes albopictus (Asian tiger mosquito)
Lineage: Eukaryota; Metazoa; Arthropoda; Insecta; Diptera; Culicidae
Gene: Dph5
Product: diphthine methyl ester synthase
Exons: 2
Coding region: 289-1209 (306 amino acids)
Biological process (GO): protein histidyl modification to diphthamide
Molecular function (GO): diphthine synthase activity
Source: RefSeq, a predicted model, not a curated record
UCGUAAACAAAAGCAAAACACCGCGCGGUCUGGUUGUUGGCUUAUCGCUCAGUCGGAAAACACAAAAUUUCACAUCGUUCGUGUUGCACGUGCGCGCGUUUUUCACGGAAAGAAACAACCCAGUCCAGUAAUCCCACCCGAUGGUCGUGGAACAGUGGUAGUUGCCACGCCAGCUGAUUCAAUUAUCAAUCAAUCAACCACAGUCAAGUGAAACAGCUGAUUGUUAGUUUCCUUUGUGUCGUCGGCGGUCCACAGUCGAGUCGAGAAAGUGACUGAACCUGUAGCAAGAUGUUCUACGUGAUUGGUCUCGGAUUGGGAGAUCCCAAAGAUAUUACCGUCAAGGGUCUGGAGAUUGUGAAGCGGUGCGAGCGAGUCUAUCUGGAAUCAUACACUUCGAUAAUGACCUGCGGGCAUGAGAAACUGGAGGAAUUCUACGGUCGUCCACUGAUUCUGGCGGACCGGGAGCUUGUGGAGAGCGGAGCCGAUGAUAUCCUACACAAUGCCCAUUCGGUGGAAGUGGCGUUCCUGGUCGUGGGUGAUCCCUUCGGUGCCACGACCCAUACAGAUCUGUUGAUCCGGGCUAAGGAGAAGAAUAUCCCCUAUCAGGUGAUUCACAACGCAUCGAUCAUGAACGCCAUCGGAUGUUGCGGAUUGCAGCUGUACCACUUUGGCGAAACGGUCUCCAUCCCCUACUGGGACGCAAACUGGCAGCCGGACAGUUUCUUUGACAAAAUCAUUGCCAACCUGGAACAUGGAUUGCAUACACUCUGCCUGUUGGACAUCCGGGUCAAGGAACCGACCCUGGCCUCGUUGACCAGUAAAAAGCGAGAAUACGAGCCACCUCGGUUCAUGAGCUGCAGCACGGCCUGUGACCAGUUGUCUCAAUUGAUUCACAAGCGCAGACUCAGCGGAGAGGCCAAGCAUCAUCUGUUCAACGAUCGGAACGUGGUGAUCGGAUUGGCCCGGGUUGGUCACGAAUCCCAGGAAAUUAAGGCUUGCACCCUGAAGGAGAUGAAGCAGUCCGACCUGGGUGAUCCGCUGCAUUCGUUGAUCAUUCCGGCCGAGAUGCACCCGAUGGAGGUGGAGUUUUUGCAGCAGUUCUGCGACGAAGAUCUGAAGGAGCUGCAGAAGAAGGCGCGGCGCGAUGAGCUGACCAGCAUAUUCAAGCUGGAGACGACGCUGGACAGUACGAGCAAUUCCAACAACUAAGUCAACUCCGGGGUAACGGUAAGACCAAAGGUCGAGCGAAGCUCACUGCUAUUAAAGUUGUUCUUUUUCUAUUGAUUUAAUCAUUUUUAACAAUGAUGAGUGUUGCGCUUAUCUUAUGUGCUAAUAUACAUACUGUGUGAAAGUUA